Molecule: messenger RNA, 1551 nt
Organism: Paramecium tetraurelia
Lineage: Eukaryota; Ciliophora; Oligohymenophorea; Peniculida; Parameciidae
Exons: 2
Biological process (GO): peptidyl-serine phosphorylation; intracellular signal transduction
Molecular function (GO): protein serine/threonine kinase activity; ATP binding
Source: RefSeq, a predicted model, not a curated record
AUGGCAGAGAUUAAAAUUAGUAAUCAAACGAAGGAUAGGACAGCUGCUUGUAAAGCCUAUAUAGAAAGGAAGUAUAAAAGUUUAAUUACAAAUGAGAGAGAAAAAAUGUAAAAUUGGCAGUAAUUGUAAUCAGUAUUACAAAAUUUAAAUUUUACAUCUAUCGAAUAAGAGUUAAUUAAGAAGGAAAUUCAACACAAGGAAGCAAUGCAAUUAAGAAAGAAGAGACAAAAAAUAACAGUGGAUGAUUUUGAAUCUAUUGCCAUAAUUGGAAGAGGAGCAUUUGGCGAAGUGAGAGUUUGCAGAUAGAAAGAUACAAAUGAAAUAGUUGCGAUCAAGAAAAUGAAGAAAAAAGAAAUGCUAUUCAAAAAUCAAUUAGGACAUGUAAGGGCUGAGAGAGAUAUUUUGGUUACAUCAAAAUGUUAAUGGAUAGUAGAACUGAAGUCUUCGUUUUAAGAUGAUGAAAAUCUAUACUUAGUAAUGGAGUUUCUAAGUGGAGGAGACCUUAUGACCUUAUUAAUAAAGAAGGAUAUCAUUCCAGAAAGAGAUGCAAAAUUCUAUAUAGCUGAGUUAGUUUUAGCUGUUGAGGAAAUCCAUAAUAUGAAUUAUAUUCAUCGAGAUCUGAAACCAGAUAACAUAUUAAUAGAUGCGCAAGGUCAUUUAAAAUUAUCUGAUUUUGGCCUCUGUAAACAUUUGGGCUAACAUUAUGAUAUGGCUGUUCCCUAUACUAUGAAUAACACUGCUGUGGAUUAAAAGAAACCUAGGAAUGAAUAGAGAAGAUAAUUAGCGUUUUCAACAGUUGGGACACCUGACUACAUAGCCCCAGAAGUCUUUUCAUAAUAGGGAUACAAUCAAUUGGUUGAUUGGUGGAGUGUAGGAGUGAUACUAUUUGAAAUGGUUAUUGGAUAUCCACCUUUUUAUAGUGAUACUCCAUAAAAAACGUGUUAGAAGAUUUUAAAAUGGAAAAAUCAUUUCAAAUUUCCAAAUAAUCCAAAAGUAUCUCCUUAAUGUUAUGAUCUAAUUACCAAAUUGAUGACAGACGUAAAUGAUCGAUUAGGGGAUGCUAGUAAGAUCAAAAAACACCCAUUUUUUAGUGGAAUUGAUUUUAAUAAUAUUAGAAAUCAAAAAGCACCUUAUAUUCCUGAUAAAAAGGUGUUGACUUCGAAUUUUGAUAAGUUUGAAGAGAAAGAACCUUGGAAACAUGUAAUUCAUAAUAGAGAGGAGUCGGAUUAGGAGAAGAACGGAUCCAAUUUAAAUAAGAAGUAUUUUCAAGGAUACACCUAUAAACGCAAUUGUGAUGCGGAGAUGAGUCCUGUGAAAAGAGCUUUGGAGGAAUUAGAAAAUAUCAAACCGUCAGGGAUUAAGGCAGAUUUUGAAAAGAAAUAACGAUCUCAGUCUCCAAAACCUAUAAAUGCUCCUCCUGAAUUCAACAAAUCUCAAAGAUCCUAAUCUCCAACGAUAAAGGAAUAACUCAAAAAUACAUACAUGUAAUAUAUUGGGUAAUAUUUAUCACCUCUUAACAAACAAAAAUAGUAAUAGAAGUUAUAAAAAUGA